AUGGCUAGAGCAAGUUGUAAAGGUGAAGGAGGUUGUAGUGAGAGCAGUGAGAGUAUGAUAGAAAUAGACAGACUUAGUAAUCUCCCAGACCAAGUUUCCCAUCACAUUCUUUCCUUCCUUACUAUCAAACACCUUGCCCCUUUUUGCUGUGUGUCCAAAAAAUGCAGAGAAUUGUCUCUGUCAUCUCCUGCAUUGGAUUUUGAUGAAUUUACUACCGUGCGUGAGUCCUCGUGUGCUAAGCCGCAUUGGUUAUUGAAUGGUUUGGAUAGGUUCCUAUUUCAUCGCGGUAAUAAUAAGAUACAGUGGUUUCGUGUUCAUUGGCUUAGUCAUGAUGAGGAGGACAGUGAGGAAACACCGUGCUUCUGUAUGGAUGAGUAUUUUCGAAUCAUGUCAUGGGUCCACAAUGCUCUGAGGUGUAAUGUUGAAGUGCUUGAUCUUGACUUCAAUGAUAAUCAAGAGUGGACUCCAAAGUUUCCAUCUUCCGUCUUUCUUUGUGGAUCUUUGAGGUCUCUUACGGUGGACAUCAAUUGUAUGGUUAUUAAGGCGCCGUCGUCCUCUUUUUCCUCCAAUCUCACAUUAAGAGACUAA
Molecule: messenger RNA, 588 nt
Organism: Prunus armeniaca (apricot)
Lineage: Eukaryota; Viridiplantae; Streptophyta; Magnoliopsida; Rosales; Rosaceae
Source: the annotation of a GenBank genome assembly